AGGGCAAAGUCCGGAUUAGGGCUGUCCUUAGUAUCUGCUUGUUAUGUACGCUUCGCACGGCUUCGAGUUCGUUUCCUGGCGUUGCGUCAGUCGGACGUCCCUCCUUACCCUAGAAGACACCAUGCGUUUUCGUGAAUAUAUUCCCGAGAGCUCACUUACCUACUUUCUAGGGUUCCGACAUACCCUUUUUUUCACGUCUCGACGACGAUAGUAAAUCCCGCAUAACGCAAUUACAUUUCCCUUUUCCGCGGUUAGCAGCAGGAACAAGGCCAUUCACCUGAUAUUCUGAGAAUUCUAAAAAAUCACCUGGAACAAGGUCGUCUACCUAGCUCAUUUUUGCCAGGAGCGUCGUCCACUCGCUCGGUCCCCGUUUUUAAAUCUGGCGUGUGUGGUUGGUGGCCGAUUGCAGUCUGAGUGUGAAGCGGUGGCUCGCUAUUGUACCGAAGCCAGUAAGGCCCGGUGCUCAUCGACUUAGGAGCGAGCUGAGAGACGCGAGACGAGGUGAAAUGUGAAACGACGAAAGAUUCUGAGACGGCGUGAAGAUGCUGAGACAAGAGGGGUGGUGAGACAAGAGGGGUGGCGAGACAAGAGGGGUGGCGAGGCAAGAGGGGUGGCGAGGCAAGAGGGGUGGCGAGGCAAGAGGGGUGGCGAGGCAAGAGGGGUGGCGAGGCAAGAGGGGUGGCGAGGCAAGAGGGGUGAUUCGACGGGACUGGACUGGACGGAAUAUAGCGACACGGGAGAGGGGGGUGGGCGGGGGGGGGGGGGGGGGGUGCGGGUGUGGAGGAGAAAGAGAGACCGCGAAGAAGAGGUGGUGUACGAGCUGCAAAAAACCAAGGCAGACUAGCAUUAGGGAAAAAUCUAAGACCAAGGAUACGUAAGAUGCGCAGGGGAGGCACUAGCGGCUUCGUGAAAGCGGCGUAAGAGCGAGAUACAGAGUCAGAGCGAGAGAAAUUAGGUCAGAAAGUUAAGAGGGAGGCGAGCAGAGGGGUUUGGGAGCGGGAGGCGGUGCGAGGCCAGGUGACGGUUCUCCGUGUGAUAGUAGCUUCGUUUGGUGUGAUAGAGUCGACUCAAAACGAAUCUACUAUCAGAGGGAGGCGAGCAGAGCGGCGUGAGAGCGGCGGUGCGUGGCCAGGAGAGGGAUCCGCUGGAGAUGGAGCGACACGAGGGCGAGGGGGAGAGGGGAGAGAGGGGAGAGAGGCAGAGGCUUCCCAUGCGGCCUAACAGCAUGGAGAGAGUUAGCGCCGCCGCCGCUGCCGCCGCCGCCGUUGCCGCGAUGGGCAGUCCCGGGAGCGGCGGCAGCAGCGGCAGCGGCAGCAGCAGCAGCGGGAUGGUGGACGCGUCGUUCCUCGCUGCCCGGCGCUCGUCGCUAGCCAUGUCGCACCGGCGAGCCACUGAGGGGGACCCUGCGCCGGGCGAGCUCAGUGACACCCAGGGUCGUAGGCCAUACCUCACGGGCGACCCUGGCAUGGAUGGAUACCGGAGUGCCGGCGACUACAACAGACGGCCCUCCAUGCUCAGCGACAGCGAGUACACGCGGCGGCCGUCAAUGCUGAGGGAGAGGGGAGACGUGUACCGCAGUUCUCGGCAGAUGGGCCCGUCCCUCUCCUCACUCACAGGCUCCUCUCUCGACCCUGUGGAUUCUGCCUUCUCCCAAGCCGCUGCCUACACCUCGCGAUUCCAGCAGCAGCACCACCAGCAGCAGCAGCAGCAGCAGCAGGUGCCGCCGCCGCAGCAGUACCAGCAGCAGCCGCCUUCACUGCUGGAUGGCGGGAAUACGGCACUGGGAGGCACGGGCGUCGCUGCCGCUACCAGAUCUGUGGAGCGGUACAUGUCGUACCUCUCUGGGCGCUCGUCCCGCCGUCCCAACCUGGCAGCGAACCCCAACCCUCUCCUCAUCCCUGCCGCCUCAGGGGGCUUUACUGGCUCCAAUAUAAGCCCCACGAGUGAGCCAGAGGCGAAUGCGUUCCGCAGGCACCGCAGCAGGCGGCGGGCCAUACAGGAGGACCGCAUGGCUCUGGGGGGCAGCAGCCGCAUGCACAUGCUGCACACGCGCUCAGGCGCGCUGCAGGGCACAGCAUCCCCGGGGGAGGGGGGCAGCGGGGGGAGCACAGUGGGCAUGGGCAUGGGGCACGGUGCGAGUGGGGCUGUGAGUGAGAGCGAGGGUGCGAUGAUGAUGAUGGGCGGGGGGCGCAUGGCAGGGUACCAUGGCGGGGGCGGUGGCGGUGCGUACCGCAUGCAGCGCACGCCCUCCAACAACUCCAUGGACGGCGGGACGGACUCGGGGCCCGAGGGCAUGGGGGCGCAUGCAGGAGUCAUGGCAUCAGCUUCAGGAGGGCACAUGGGCAUGGGCGGCAUGGGGGUGCUGGAGGAUGGGUAUGUGUCGUCGCCCGCAGGGGGCAUCACCAGCCCCAUGGCAGCAGCUGCAGCAGCGGCCGUUGCAGCAGUCUCAGGGGCCUCCAGCAGCAGUCCGGAGCAUCCGUUCAUAUCUGCACGCGCCAAGGCGUCCCUGGGCCUCAUGCAGCGCAGGGCAGCUGACUCCGCCAUCGCCUUCAGGAGGAGCGGGGCAGGAUCAGAGGAUGCUGAUACGCCUCAGGGCUCUCUCAGCUCGAUCAACUCUGAGGGCCACCUGUCCUCUGCUCCGGGAUCCUCUGGUCUGGACCCCAUGCCACCGCCUCGCAGGCGAUCAAUCGCACAGGGGCAGGGGCAGGGGCAGGGGCAGGGGGACAGUGCAGGGGAGGGGGGGGGCAGUGAGCAGGGAGGGGCAGUGCCUGCUGGUGCUGCUCUGGGUGGCAGCGGCUCUGGCAGUGGCAGCGAGCACCAGAGCACCACUUUCAAGCCCACCCCGCCUCCCCGUCGCAACAUGGGCGAGCCAUCAGCCCCUCGGGGUCGCCGGCGCACCACUCUGGAAGUCAGUGACGAGGUGGCCAAGAAGGUGCGCGAGUACAACGAGCUCAUACGACGGGACAGGAGGGCGUUGAGGGUGGACCCGCCAGCCGCACCAGAUCCAGCAGCGGCAGCAGACGGCACAGAGCCCUCCGUGCUGCCAUCCCCACUGCCCCUGGUGCUACCUGCUGCUGCUGCUGCGGCUGCCGCUGCCGCCGCUGCUGCUGCCGCCUCUGCCAUACGCGUGUGCCCCACGUGCCACCAGCCAUUGCCGCGUGACUCGUCGUUCGCCACCACCCCCGCCACACCUACCACGGCCAAAGCUGACCUCUUUGCCCUCACACCCAGUGCUGCUGCCUCUGACGCACCCUCCCUGGCUGCGACCGGUUUCAAGGACCCGCGAGACCAAGGGGCUGCUCUAACAGCAGCAGCAGGGGCAGGAGGUCGAGGAGGAGGAGGAGGAGGGGUAGCAGGGUCAGAGGGGGCAGGAGGGGGAGUAGUAGGAGGUGUCGGAGGAGUUGGAGUGGCAGGGACGGCAGGAGCAGCCGCAGAAGUAGGGGCGGGAGCAGGAGAGAACGGGACAGCAGCAGGAGCAGCAGAGGGAGGGGAGCAGGAGGAGAGAGGGGAGAGGGGGGGAGCGGGGGCGAGUGGGGAAGCAGGUGCUGAGGCGGGGGAGGGGGAGGGGAGAAGUGCGUUGCUUGAGCGAGUGAGGGAGAGUGGUAAUGGAGCGGUUUCGAACAGUCUAGAGAGAGUACUAGAGCACAGUAUGGAAGGGAGGGAGGAGGAAGGGGAGGGGCGUGAGGAGGUGGGAGCAGGGGCGAGGGAAGGAGAGGGAAGCGGCAGCGCGAGGAGAAGCAGCAGCACAGAGGGAGGGCACCCCGAGGGGGGUGUGGGGAGCGUAGGAAAGCCGGGGGGGCAAUCAGAGGAGCGGCAAGGAGAGGGUUCUGAAGGGAGUGGAGGGCGGGAAGGUGGGGGUGGUAGGGAAGGGGGAGGGGGAGCAAGCGAGAGCGAAGCGGAGAGAGGAGAGGGUGCGGUUGACAGCAGGCAUGGUAGAGGGCCGGAUGGACAUGAGGGGAGAGAGGGGGGUGGAGCAGAGGGAAGGGAUGGAAGGGAGAAGGAUAAAGGGGAGGGGGAGGGGGAGAGAAGUGAGGGAAGGAGCGUGGAGGGGGAGGGAGAGGGCAGGGAAGGAGGCAAGGGCGAAGCUUGCAAGAGUGCGGAUGGUGAGGGUAAAGGGGGAGGGGCCAGCAGAAGAGACGAGGGGUCAGGGGACGGGUCAGGAGGCGUGGUACAACAGCAAGUGCCGGUGCCGCCACCAAAGCAGCAGCAGCAGCAGCCGCGGUUACAGCAGCUGGUGCUGCUUCACCAGCAGACAGACUCCCAUGAGUCGACCCCCCUGUCCUCGCCACCCAAAGCGCCCUCCACCAACCCCCACACACCCACCACCGGCCUCUCACCCCAACCCCCUUCCUCCCUCGCUAUCUCCUCCCACCAUCCAUCUUCCUCCUCGCUCUCCCCCCACCCUCCCCCCUCGGGCAACCCCCUGCACCCGCCCCACGGCACGCCGCCCCUACUCGGAUCGGCCAAUCACAUGGCAGGGAUGGGGGCGGGGUCGGGAGUGGGCGCAGGGUGGGGAGGGCCAGGAGGAGCGGCAGUGGCAGGGGCAGUGCAGCAGCUGUCGCUGCUGCCGCAGCAGGAGUGGACCAUAGAGUUCUCGGAGCUCCGGCUCGGCAUCAGAGUGGGCGUUGGGUCAUUUGGCGAGGUGUUCAGAGCGGUGUGGCGCGGUACGGAGGUGGCGGUGAAGAUGCUGUGGGAGCAGGACGCCAAGCCUGAGGACACGGAGGACUUCUACAACGAGAUCGCGCUGCUCAGCCGCCUCAGACACCCCAACGUGAUUCUAUUCAUGGGGGCAUGCACGGUGCCCCCACACCUCUCCAUGGUCACGGAGUACAUGCACAUGGGGUCGCUCUACCGCAUCAUCCACAGCCGCGAGCCGGGGCAGGGCGGCGAGUCGCUCAGCUGGAAACGCCGCUACAAGAUGCUUCGAGACAUCUGCAGGGGCAUGCUGUGUCUGCAGCGCAUGAGCAUCAUCCACCGCGACCUCAAAUCCGCCAACUGCCUGGUGGACCGCCACUGGUGCGUCAAGGUGUGCGACUUCGGCCUCUCGCGCAUCGCCACGGGGGGCUACGUGGUGGGGCGCACGGCGGCGGGCACGCCCGAGUGGAUGGCGCCUGAACUGCUGAGGAACGAGCGGUGCUCGUUCAAGUGCGACGUGUUCAGCUUGGGAGUGAUUAUGUGGGAGCUCGCCACGUUGAGACGGCCCUGGGAGGACUGCAAUGGCCCGCUAGAGGUGGCAUAUGCCGUGGCCCAUCACAAUUCUCGCCUUCCUGUGCCCAACACCAGCCUCGGCCGUCUCAUCUCAGAUUGCUGGAAGGAGGACCCGGACCAGAGGCCUGACUAUGAGGAGAUCCUGGAGAGACUGCACGAGUGCGAGUACAUGGACUCGUGAGACGAUUUUGAGCCUAAACUUGAAGCCUAAAUUUCGAGUACAUGGUUGCGUGCGUGUAGUACCGCCAGUACUACAUGUGGACUCGUGAGUCGUUACGUGAGGGUGCAUUAGUGCUACCAUGCACCACCAUACUGGUACAUGUUGGUGGGGCGUGCCUUGGCUUGGAGCCUGUGCUCGCAAGUGUGCGGCAGAAUAUGUAAUUGGGAUAAUACGAGGGAGGGGCACACUGGUAUGGCAUUGUACUUACCGGUACCACCAUUGGAAUUGAUUGGGAUUCUAUUGUUUUCUUUAUUUAAUUCAAAGUAAGUUUG
This is a messenger RNA of Closterium sp. NIES-67, 5700 nucleotides long. Lineage: Eukaryota; Viridiplantae; Streptophyta; Zygnematophyceae; Desmidiales; Closteriaceae. The record is from the annotation of a GenBank genome assembly.